Messenger RNA from Striga asiatica, 1133 nucleotides. Lineage: Eukaryota; Viridiplantae; Streptophyta; Magnoliopsida; Lamiales; Orobanchaceae. The record is from the annotation of a GenBank genome assembly.
AAUUACCAUUGCCACCAGUCAAAAAAGUCCAAAAGGCGACUUAUCGCAACGCUAGUCCAUAAAAAUCACAUUUCGGUAAGUAAACUCCACAACCCUCAUUCUCUUUCUAGCAAUGGCCCUCGAACUGUGGGAGACGCUAAAAGAAUCAAUCACAGCAUACACGGGCCUCUCUCCAGCUACUUUUUUCACGGUUCUUGCCGUAGGCCUCACCCUUUACUACGUCGUUUCGAAUCUGUUCGGGUCCUCCGAUGACGGCCAUAUCCAGCAGAGGUCGAGAGGUUUUGAGGAACAAAUGGAGCCUCUGCCGCCUCCGGUUCAGUUAGGUGAGAUUACAGCUGAGGAGCUGAAGCAAUACGAUGGUUCUGAUUCUAAGAAGCCCCUGCUCAUGGCUAUUAAGGGUCAGAUCUAUGACGUCACGCAGAGCAGGAUGUUCUAUGGGCCCGGUGGGCCCUACGCCUUAUUUGCUGGGAAGGACGCCAGCAGAGCACUGGCAAAGAUGUCUUUUGAGGAAAAAGACCUAAACGGCGACCUUACUGGGCUGGGUGUUUUUGAGCUCGAGGCUUUGCAAGAUUGGGAGUACAAAUUCAUGAGCAAAUAUGUCAAAGUCGGGACCAUCAAGACAACUGUAACUAUAAAUGAAGGCACAAGUGAAGCGCAAGCAGCCGAAAGCAAUGACCCAAAGCCUGUUGAUGAUGAAGUCUCAAAGCCUGAGGAUGUGAAGUCAGAGUCUGUCAAGGAAAGUGAAGAAAGUGUGGAGAAAAAGGAGUGAUUAUGGAGUCGAUAUGUGAGGUUAAGUGUGAAAUUAGGAGAAUCUGCUUUUAUAUUAUUGUGAUGCAUAGAGGUGUACUUUUUAAGUGUGUGAUAGUGCUAUAAUGAACGGGUUUACAGUAAGUUAUGGUUGAAACUUGAAACUUAUGGAGACAGGUUUUUUAUGUAAUGAUAACCUUUACCUUUGGCUUUGCCUUUCUUUUCAAUUUUUUUUCCCUACCCUUCAUGCUUAGCAUCGUUGUUCUAAGGUGACGUACUGAUGUUUAUUAGUUCAAGUAGUUUCUUGGGUCUUUUUACUUUCUUUCUGGUGGCUUUUCCUGUGUUCCUUGUAUGUUGAUUCUUGCUGUUAGUUUAUUGCAGGAAGG